AUGGCAGGUGGAGUCUUGGCCGAAUACAAGGCUGCUUGCUCCUGUCCGUGUCUUUCUCAGUCCAUCCCUCAGUCCAAGUGGAAUGCUCCACCUACGGGCUUUAUCAAAAUCAACACUGAUGCAGUAGCCUUUGAAGAUGGGAGGAAAUUGUGCAUCGGUGUAGUCAUCCGCGAUAAUAUGGGUGAAGUUCUAGUAGCAUCAAACAAGGUUCUUCCUGCAUCUUUCUCGACUGAGGUCUCAGAAGCUCUGGCCUUGCAAGAUGGUGUGCUUCUUGCAGCGGAAUUAGAAGUCUCCCACGCUAUCUUUGAGUCCGACGCCUUAUCCAUUAUUCUAGCAAUUAAUGAUGAAAUCCAUGGAGGCGAGCUUGGGCACAUAAUCAGAAACAUCAGAGAAUUGACUGCUGUGUUUUCCUGGUGUUCUUUUAAACAUCUGAAAAGGGAAGGCAACAGAGUUGCCCAUGAGCUUGCAAAGGUGGCUGGGUUUUCUGGUGUAUCAUAG
Messenger RNA from Quercus lobata, 498 nucleotides. RefSeq lists its product as uncharacterized. Bases 1 to 498 code for a protein of 165 amino acids. Gene Ontology annotation, molecular function: RNA-DNA hybrid ribonuclease activity; nucleic acid binding. Lineage: Eukaryota; Viridiplantae; Streptophyta; Magnoliopsida; Fagales; Fagaceae. The record is from RefSeq and is a predicted model, not a curated record. The transcript has a single exon.